Molecule: messenger RNA, 933 nt
Organism: Lotus japonicus
Lineage: Eukaryota; Viridiplantae; Streptophyta; Magnoliopsida; Fabales; Fabaceae
Exons: 8
Coding region: 91-675 (194 amino acids)
Biological process (GO): endoplasmic reticulum to Golgi vesicle-mediated transport
Cellular component (GO): TRAPPII protein complex; TRAPPIII protein complex; TRAPPI protein complex
Source: RefSeq, a predicted model, not a curated record
CUAUAAGCCACCACCCAUCACAUCACAUCACAUCACAUGUGAGGUGUGAGAAUUGGUGCAAGCAAGAGAAGAGAAGAGAAGAGGAAGAGAAUGAUCGGCGUCGGAAAGAUGAAACAGUACAGUAACGUCCUCGACAAGCCCCUCACCAAGGGCAAGCAAGAGGUUAGUUUGAGUGCGUUCGCGUUCUUGUUCUCUGAGCUUGUUCAGUACAAUCAAACCCAGGUCGACAACAUCGGCGAGCUCGAACGAAGGUUGGAGGAUGCUGGAUAUGCUGUUGGGGCUCGAGUACUCGAGCUGCUUUGCCACAGAGAAAAGGGAAACAGAAGGGAGACACGGCUGUUGGGUAUUCUUUCUUUUGUGCACAGUACAGUGUGGAAAGUAUUAUUCGGAAAGGUAGCUGACUCGCUGGAGAAAGGAACUGAACAUGAAGAUGAAUACAUGAUCAGUGAAAAAGAGCUCCUAGUAAACAAAUUCAUUUCUAUCCCAAAGGACAUGGGGACGUUUAACUGCGGAGCAUUUGUUGCUGGAAUAGUACGGGGUGUCUUGGAUAGUGCCGGAUUUCCAGCUGUUGUAACAGCUCAUUUCGUGCCCAUGGAAGGUCAGCAACGGCCUCGGACGACGAUUUUGAUAAAAUUCGCUGAGGAGGUGUUACGUAGAGAAGCAAGAUUAGGCUGAUGUUUAUACCAAGAAUUUUCAAGAUAUUUAUGAUGCUGUACACCAAUAUAGAAUGAUGUGGAACUUGCGUACUUUGCAUGUGAACGCAACUUAGUAUUUUCGACAGCCUUAUUCUAAACUCUUGUUUUUCAUUCCAAUGUAUGUUAUGCUUUGAAGUCAAGAAUUAUCCUUACUGUCCUAAAUUAUGAUGUACAAAAAGAAAAAGUCUGGUGUUUCUUAAUUAAUUUCAAUUCCUCCUGUGUUAUUUACACUAAGAAA